UCUCAGGGAGUUACUGAGAGUUUUGGGGCAGCAGUGUCCUGUCUGAGCACAUCUCAUCUGUCAGAUGAAGUGAUAAGGAGGAGUAAGCGAAUGAUACUGGACACGCUGGGAGUGGGAUUGCUUGGAACCAGCACCCCAGUCUUUAACACAGUACUUCAGUUCAGCCAAAGGCAGCAAGCGCUAGAAAACAGCAAGGUCUGGGGCAGACCAGGAUUAUCUCUUCCACCUCACUAUGCUGCCUUUGUUAAUGGAGUUGCGGUGCACUCUAUGGACUUUGAUGACACCUGGCAUCCAGCCACUCACCCCUCCGGCGCUGUGUUGCCGGCUCUCCUAGCACUGGCUGAAACUUUACCUGUUAAACCCUCCGGCCUGGAGCUGUUGCUGGCUUUCAAUGUAGGCAUAGAGGUUCAGGGGAGACUCCUGAGGUUUUCUAAAGAGGCACACAACAUUCCCAAAAGGUUCCACCCGCCUGCAGUUGUUGGGAUUAUGGGCAGCGCAGCUGCUACCGCUAAACUUUUGGGUCUCCCGUCAGCCCACAGCAUAGCAGCUCUAGCGAUAGCCUGCUCAUCUGCUGGAGCGCCCAUGGCAAACGCUGCGACUCAAACCAAACCUCUCCACAUGGGCAAUGCUGCCCGGGGGGGUCUGGAGGCCUCCCAACUCGCUCUCCUCGGCCUGGAGGGUAACACACAGAUUCUGGAUCUGGAAUCAGGCUUCGGGGCCUUCUAUCCAGAUUAUGUCCCUCACCCACUGGCUGAGGUCACCCCUAAUUCUCAUUACAGGUGGGUGUUAGAAGACCAGAACAUUGCACAGAAGCGCUUUCCCGCCCACCUCGGGAUGCACUGGGUGGCGGAUGCAGCAAUAGAAGCGAGGGCGAAAUUUUUGGACAAAUUUCCAAAUGCAGAUCUCAGUCAAAUCAAGAAGAUCACUCUCAGAGUUCCCUCAUCCAGAUAUGUAAACUGCCCUCUUCCGCAAAGCGAGCACCAGGCCAGACACUCUUUCCAGUUCAACUGCUGUACUGCACUGCUGGAUGGAGAGGUCACCGUCGACUCCUUCAGCGAAAGCCAGAUAAACAGGAGUGCCCUAAAGGAGAUGCUUCUGAAAGUACAUUUGGAAAAUCCACAAGACAAUCACUCGAGCUUUGAAAAAAUGUAUUGCGAAAUUGCAGUGGAGACAACUCAGGGGGAAACGUUCUCUGCGCGCUGCAACACUUUUUAUGGUCACUGGAGGAAACCACUUAGUCAUGAGGAUCUGGUGAGGAAGUUCAGGGCUAACGCUUCAACUGUGCUGACCUCUGAUGUUGUGGAGGGUAUUAUUUACACUGUAGACCGUCUGGACACAAAUCAAGACUGUUCAAUGCUUUGGUCAUACAUGCACUUUAACAAGCACGUGAUGCACAGAAAUGAGCGCCGCUACUCAGCUUUGGCCUGAAUUAUUGUGUAAAGUGGCAUCAUAAAAAUAAAAAAAAUAAAAACACCUGGCUACGUGUUCUGUGCUAGACUAACUGACACUUGUCAUGGCACUUGUAUACUGUUGUUGAUCUCUUGUUGCUCCGACUGCUUCUGUUGUACUCAUUUGUAAGUCGCUUUGGAUAAAAGUGUAUGGUAAAUGAUUAAAUGAAAAUUUAUGCUAAUAUAUCAUAAUAAGUAUAAUAAUAAGUAUCAUAUUGAAACUUGUCAUUACUUUGUUCCUUAUUCUCACGUUCGUAGAUUUGUACCACGUAUAGUUCUGAAAUAUUUCCUACCAACUUUUGGAUGGUAAAAAUGGUAAAUAUAAAUUCUGAUGAGGUUGUGUUGUGACUUAAAUCUAAAAUCUGCAUUUAAUAUUACA
Carassius auratus (goldfish) is the source of this 1827-nucleotide messenger RNA. RefSeq names its product cis-aconitate decarboxylase-like. Gene Ontology annotation, biological process: defense response. Gene Ontology annotation, cellular component: mitochondrion. Gene Ontology annotation, molecular function: aconitate decarboxylase activity. The transcript is spliced from 4 exons. The record is from RefSeq and is a predicted model, not a curated record. Lineage: Eukaryota; Metazoa; Chordata; Actinopteri; Cypriniformes; Cyprinidae. The annotation marks the transcript as partial.